AUGUCUAACAUUCAUCUUUACACAACUCAGACGCCCAAUGGCAUCAAGAUCUCCAUCACACUCGAGGAGCUAGGCUUGCCUUACGAGUUCACCAAGAUUGACAUCUCGAAGAACACCCAGAAAGAGCAGUGGUUCCUGGACAUCAAUCCCAAUGGACGCAUUCCAGCUUUGACUGACACCUUCACUGACGGAAAGCCCAUUAGAGUUUUCGAAAGCGGAAGUAUCAUGCAGUACCUUGUCGAAAGAUAUGACAAGGACCACAAAAUCAGCUUUCCGGCAGGAACACGAGAGCACGUAGAGAUGACUAGCUGGAUCUUUUUUAUGAACAGCGGUGUUGGUCCGAUGCAGGGGCAAGCCAACCAUUUUACCCGUUACGCUCCAGAACACAUAGAGUAUGGCGUCAACAGGUACCAGAACGAGACUCGACGAUUAUAUGGCGUUCUGGACACGCAUCUAAAGGACAACAACUAUGAGUAUCUCGUUGAUAACAAGCUAACGAUUGCCGACAUUGCCCACUGGGGCUGGGUUAGUGCCGCAGGUUGGGCAGGCAUCAACAUCGAGGAGUUCCCAAAUCUCAAGGCUUGGGAGGAACGGCUUUGGUCGAGACCGGCAUUGCAGAAGGGAGCCAACGUUCCCGAUCCAUACAGGAUGAAGGAGCUGCUAGCUGACAAAGACGCGAUGGAAAAGCAUGCAGCAGCGAGCAAGGCUUGGAUUCAGCAGGGCAUGAAGGAUGACGCUAAGAAAUAG
Fulvia fulva is the source of this 747-nucleotide messenger RNA. Its product is annotated as Disulfide-bond oxidoreductase. The coding region runs from base 1 to 747 and encodes 248 amino acids. The transcript has 8 exons. Lineage: Eukaryota; Fungi; Ascomycota; Dothideomycetes; Mycosphaerellales; Mycosphaerellaceae. The record is from RefSeq and is a predicted model, not a curated record.